Triticum turgidum subsp. durum (durum wheat) is the source of this 1269-nucleotide messenger RNA. The record is from the annotation of a GenBank genome assembly. Lineage: Eukaryota; Viridiplantae; Streptophyta; Magnoliopsida; Poales; Poaceae.
AUGCCGGUCACGCAGGCGCCGGGGCGGAGCAUGGGGCCAGUGAGCGUGGCGCGGCGCGAGCUGAGCAGCCGCGCGUGGUCGCUUUCAUCGCCUGCCAGCCCGCAGCCGCGCUACGGGAGCAUCGUCACCGUGCUCAGCAUCGACGGCGGCGGCGUCCGUGGGAUCAUCCCCGGCACCAUCCUCGCUUUCCUCGAAGAAAAGCUCCAGGAGCUUGAUGGGCCGGACGUGAGGAUCGCGGAUUACUUCGACGUGGUCUCCGGGACGAGCACCGGUGGCCUGGUGGCGGCCAUGCUCACCGCGCCCAACGCCGAGGGCCGCCCACUCUUCGCUGCCAAGGACAUCAACAAGUUUUACCUCGAGCACUGCCCGAAUAUCUUCCCUGCCGUCUGCAAAGGACCUCUGGGCUGGCUCAAGAGCAUGAUGGGGCCCAAGUACAGCGGCCACCACCUGCACAAGGUCGUGAAGGAGCUGCUCGGAGACACACGCGUCAAUGAGACGCUCAAGAACAUCGUCAUCCCCACUUUUGACAUCAAGCUCCUCCAGCCUACCAUCUUCUCAACCUACGACGCCAUGAGGGAUGUCUCCAAGAAUGCUCUUCUGUCGGAUGUCUGCAUUAGCACGUCGGCCGCGCCGACCUACCUCCCCGGCCACCAUUUCGAGACCAAGGACAAAGACGGCAAGACCCGGGCUUUCAACCUAAUCGACGGAGGCGUCGUCGCUAACAAUCCGACGUUGUUGGCGAUGACCCACGUUAGCAAGCAGAUCCUGAUGGGAAACCAGGACUUCUUGCCCAUCAAGCAUGCGGGUUACGGCAAGUUCAUGAUCCUUUCAUUGGGCACCGGCACAGCCAAGAUCGAAAAGAAGUUUGAUGCGGCUGAGUGCGGCAAGUGGGGCCUUCUCGGGUGGCUCUACAAGAGGGGUGCCACGCCGAUCAUUGAUAGCUUCAGCGAAGCUAGUACCGACCUCGUCGACAUUCAAGCAUCCGUGCUCUUUCAGGUCCUGGACUGCAACAAGAGCUAUCUCCGGAUCCAGCACGACGAGCUCACUGGCGAAAUGGCCUCCGUCGAUGUGUCCACAUCAAAGAACCUCAACGGGCUCAUUAGUGUCGGCAAAGCGUUGCUGAAGAGACAGGUGUGCAAGGUGAACGUCGAGACAGGCAAGAACGAGCCCGAUCUAGAGAGGGGCACGAACGAGGAGGAACUGGCCCGUUUUGCCUGCAUGCUGUCGAAAGAGCGCAAAGCUCGGAAAGAGGCCUACAAACUUGUGUAG